CAGCAUCACACACACAAAGAUGGGCGAGGUGCUGCAUGCGCCACAGUCGAUGCCGACUGCGCCGCCCGCAUUUGGGCCGACGCCGACAUACCUAUGGACGAGCCAGGCGCGGCACUGGCGCUUCAGUCCGCGCCAGCUUGAGAAGCGGCGCCAGGAGGGCAACGAAGGCGCCCGCUUGCGGCUUGCCGAUGCCUGGGAGAGGGAGAGAGCCGCCGAGCCAGUCGAAGGGGAGCCGCCAUCCUCUUCCUCGUCGGAACCGAUCCAGUUCCUCCGCGUCGAGGACGAGGUCGCGCUGGUCACCUACUACCUCACCCGCGUCAGGGGCGUCAUCAAGGCCUUUGACAUGCCCGAGCUCGUCGAGGCGACAGCGAUCACAUACAUCAAGCGCUUCUACCUCGUCAACACAUGCAUGGAUUGGCAUCCAAAAAACGUCAUGAUCACCUGUCUCUUUCUGGCCGCAAAGGCUGAGAACUGCCCCAUCUCACUCGCCAACUUUGCAACGAAGCUCGCGGGAAAGGAGCCGACGCAAAAGGCCAUCGAUGAGUACGUUGCGCUGGUGCGCGAGCAUGAGUUUAUGGUGUCGCAGAGCCUCUCGUUUGAGUACAUGGUCCACGGCGCCCAUCGGGCCCUGCAUGGUCUGUUUCUCGAUUUCCAACAGACGGUGUGCAGCGGAGAAGACCUCAAGGAUCUUUUGGCACCCGCGCAAUCAAACCUCCGCCUUUCUCGGCUCACCGACGCCGAACUGAUCUACACGCCGUCGCAGAUUGCAAUGGCCUGCGUCCGCGCGGCUUCGGACCAGGCAAAGGACCUCGUUGGCAAGUUCCUGGAUUUGAAGGAGAAGAGGGCCACGGAGGCUGUCCUCAAGGGCAAGGCGGCAAGGGAGGCGUGGAGGCAAAAGGAAAAGGAGAAACAGGAGAAGAGGCAGCAGCAGGGAGCAUCGAGCACAAUGAAGAAGCAGCAGGCGGGCAGCAAUGCGCAGGAUGCCAUCGAGGUUGACGGAGAGGGGAAGGCCAAAGAAGAGGGAAAAAAGGAGGCCCCGUCUGCGGCUGCCGUUGAGCUCGACGAUGAGGAAAUUAGGGCCAAACCGCUGGGUGCGACACGCUCGGAGAUCGAGCAGGUUCUUGAUGACAUCGAAGGCCUCUUCCGCGCCCGCGAAGCUCUUGAUGCCUCGGAAGAGAGGACCAGGGCUACGGAAAUCGACAAGCGUCUCAAGGCAUGUCACAACCCUGAAAAGACACCAGGUACGAGGCUUCACCAUCUCGGACUGGCGAGGGUCUCGUCGAACGCGGGCGUUUCAAAGAAGAGGAAGCUCAAAAAGGAGGAAAAAGACCCAUUUGACGACGAUGACGACGACGAGAAUCUGCCGGCGACGUUUGGACCCGAGGGGAAGAAGGCCAAAGUAGAAGUCUUGGAGGGCAAUUUAUUCAAGGAUGACAUUGAGAGGGGAAAGUCGGCAAAGUAGAAGGGGCUUGAUCCUCGAAUCUGUAUCAUAACAACACUCUGCUUACAAAAUCGAGUUGCGGCUUGUGAUGCCACGCCUCACCGGUG
Acaromyces ingoldii is the source of this 1548-nucleotide messenger RNA. RefSeq names its product cyclin-like protein. Gene Ontology annotation, molecular function: cyclin-dependent protein serine/threonine kinase regulator activity. Gene Ontology annotation, cellular component: nucleus; transcription factor TFIIK complex. The transcript has 2 exons. Bases 20 to 1462 code for a protein of 480 amino acids. Gene Ontology annotation, biological process: regulation of cyclin-dependent protein serine/threonine kinase activity; regulation of transcription by RNA polymerase II. The record is from RefSeq and is a predicted model, not a curated record. Lineage: Eukaryota; Fungi; Basidiomycota; Exobasidiomycetes; Exobasidiales; Cryptobasidiaceae.